Messenger RNA from Neoarius graeffei (lesser salmon catfish), 10729 nucleotides. RefSeq names its product msx2-interacting protein. NCBI's taxonomy places the organism in Eukaryota, Metazoa, Chordata, Actinopteri, Siluriformes, Ariidae. The transcript has 15 exons. Bases 223 to 9969 code for a protein of 3248 amino acids. Gene Ontology annotation, cellular component: nucleus. Gene Ontology annotation, molecular function: mRNA binding. The record is from RefSeq and is a predicted model, not a curated record. Gene Ontology annotation, biological process: regulation of transcription by RNA polymerase II; regulation of alternative mRNA splicing, via spliceosome.
CUUGCGCGCUCCCGCUCAGUCUCGGGUUCACACGCUCGUGUUGAGACGCAGAGGCUAAAAGGAGCCGUUGUGUGUUUUUUCCCUCUUCUCCUCCUCACGGCGUUCAUUUUGGAAAGGCGGAUUUUCCCCCGCGUUCAGAUUAAACCCACAAUAAAACCCCAGUUAUUCUGUGUAAAGAGUCGAAAACGCGCGUGUGCAUGAACAGGGAAGGGGACACGCAGGAUGGUUCGGGAAACCAGACACCUCUGGGUGGGAAAUUUACCCGAACACGUUCGAGAAGAAAAAAUUGUCGAAUAUUUUAAACGGUAUGGACGUGUGGAGAGCGUUAAAGUCCUCCGUAAGCGAGGCUCGGAAGGUGGUGUGGCGGCUUUUGUGGAUUUCGUCGACAUCAAAAGUGCCCAGAAAGCGCAUAAUGCAGUCAACAAAAUGGGCGACAGGGAUCUUCGUACCGAUUAUAACGAGCCCGGUUCUGUGCCCAGCUCCGUCCGGGGCCUGGAUGACAACCCGCCAUCGAGCAGUCACGCGAGGGACGUUGCAAGUUUCUCGAGAGCUGCUGUGGGUCCCGUUUAUGGACCCCCGGUGUCUCUUCACACCAGAGAGGGACGCUAUGAGCGCAGAUUAGACGGCAGUUCGGACAGUCGGGAUCGAGCAUACGAGCACAAUCCGUAUGGACACCACGAACGCAGUGGCACUUUCGAUAGGCCGCGGCACUACAACACGGACUAUUACCGCGACCGUGCCAUUUUUGCUUCUGGAGUUGGGGCCAGCCCUGCAGUUAGUGCAAUUAGUGCGGGUUUUGAGACCCCAGAAUCUCACUUUGAGUCUCGAAUUCGUGAUCCCUUCACUUUGUCUGGUUCCACACGCCGGGAUCCUUACCGCGAUGACCGGGGACGGCGUGUCGAUCGGACUUACCAUCAUCGCCGAAGUCGAUCUUCUCAUUCUUCACAAUCGCGGCACCCUUCUCCCCAAAGAACCACGGGACAGACCCCCAAAGCCUCCCAUUCCCCAAAACGAGCCCCUGUUUCUCCAGGCAGAGGGCCGCGUUCACGUUCCCGAAGCCGAUCGUCCAGCUCGGAUUCAGUCAGCAGCACCAGCAGUACUGGAAGUGGCAGCAGUGACUCCAACAGCAGUUCCAGCGAGGGCUCCCGAGCACGCUCGGUUCAGUCUGCAGCCACUCACCCACCUCCAGCUCCUCCUCCACUAUCUCUGGACUGUGAUGAACCACGUAGGAGUUUUGGUAUCAGGGUUCAGAACCUCCCUGUACGAUCCACAGACACAAGUCUAAAGGAUGGACUUUUCCACGAGUUUAAGAAGUACGGGAAGGUGACCUCGGUGCAGAUCCACGGAGCCUCGGAGGAGCGAUACGGCCUGGUGUUCUUCAGACAGCAAGAAGACCAGGAGAAAGCACUCAGCGUGUCCAAAGGAAAGCUCUUCUUUGGGAUGCUGAUAGAAGUGACUGCUUGGAAUGGCCCUGAGACGGAAAGCGAGAAUGAGUUUCGGCCAUUGGACGGACGGAUUGACGAGUUUCACCCAAAGGCGACCAGAACCUUGUUUAUUGGAAAUUUGGAGAAAACGACGAAUUACCAGCAGUUGCUUGAUGUUUUUCAGCGCUUUGGAGAGAUUGUGGAUAUCGAUAUUAAGAGGGUUAACGGUGUUCCUCAGUAUGCCUUUGUGCAAUACUCUGACAUCGCCAGCGUGUGUAAAGCGAUUAAGAAAAUGGACGGAGAAUACCUGGGUGCCAACCGACUCAAACUUGGUUUUGGGAAGAGUAUGCCUACGACCUGCGUAUGGUUAGACGGUCUGUCCUCUAACAUCACAGAGCAGUACCUUACACGGCACUUCUGUCGCUAUGGACAUGUGGUGAAGGUCGUGUUUGACAGAUUGAAAGGGAUGGCCCUGAUUUUAUACAACAACACAGAUUUUGCACAAGCUGCUGUAAGAGAGACCAAAGGAUGGAAGAUUGGCGGCAACAAAAUAAAGGUUGAUUUUGCCAGUCAGGAGAGCCAAGUUGCAUUCUAUCGCUCUAUGCAGGCAUCAGGGCAGGAUAUGCGUGACUUCUAUGAAAUUCCCUCCGACAGAAGGGACGACCGAAGACCUUCCUAUCAUGAGUUCUCAGCAGAGAGGGCGUACUACGAGAAUGUUCGGGCACCGGGAAUCUAUGCCGACGAUCCACGGCGAGACUACCCCGCUCGCAGCCGUGAGCGUUAUCCAGAACUAGACCAUUACCAAGGCGACCACUAUGAUCCACGCUAUCAUGAAGAUCCGCGUGAAUACAGGGAUUACAGAGACCCCUUUGAGCAGGAUAUCCGAAAGUAUAGCUACAUCCAGCGGGAACGCGAACGGGAACGGGAACGUUUUGAGGCCGACCGCAGCAGAUGGAGCCCGUCCCAUCCGCGGCGGCCCGUGACCCCUUCUGCCUCUCCUUCGCCCACUGACCGCGUCUCGAGGGAAGCAGAGCGACGUGUGUACAGGCACUCGUCUGAGAGAAGUGGAAGCUGUAGCUCUUUAUCACCGACUCCUCAGUUUGAAAAGUCUGAAAAGUCUCCAGUGGAUUAUAAAACCGAGAGUCUGAACAGAGAAAUGGAGCAGGCCGAGGCUGACCGCGUAAGUGUGACUGAAAAGAGCAAGCGCGGCAGGCGCAAGGAAAAAGCAGACAGAGAGAAGGGCGAGAAAACAAAAUCGAGAAGGGGGAAAGUGCAGUCUCCUAGCGUACCUUAUUCUGAAGCGGACAGGGAGCCUAGCCUGGAUUCGAAUUCUGGAAAAAUGAAAGGUUCAGAUGUGGAGAGCUCAGAGAGGCAGAGGCACAAAGGUGAGGGUGAACCCUCCCCUUCUGAUCUGAUGUCUCGUCUGGAGUCACAGAAAGAAAGGCUUGACGGUGCAAAAAUCGAUUCAGUAGAUCGGGAUAGCAAAGGAAGAGCAAAGAAACACCUCAAAUCAGAACUUGGAAAUGAAGGGAAAGAUUCCCUUUUGGAUUCCGACAGGCUCGCGGCACGAAAAAGGCGUUUUGGCGAUCCCACUGGCAAAGCCAUAAAACAGAAGAGAGGUCGCCUUGAAGAUGAACAGGGCACAGGGGCGAAUCAACCUGCAGAUUUUGGGCCGUCUUAUCCGAAGGAAGGAGAAAAUGAUGUGAAAACAUUCGAAAAAGAGGCACAGAAGAGAGAGCAUUCCAAGUCCAAAUCAGAACGGAUGUCUCAUUUGAAAGACGAAUUGGAUCACCGAGCUGAUUCCCAAAACUCAUCUGGGCGACAAGCGGAACAUUCUGAGACUAACGUAGAGUCUUUAGACUCAAAACCUCAGUCUGGGCCAAGUGUGUCGAGGCGUUUCUCCAACGACGGAACCCCAGAAAAAGAUAAUAAAGGCAGAGAAGAGUAUUUGGAUAUAGAUCUUUCUCAGAGUUAUCGAAAGCAAAUGGAGCAGAACCGAAGACUUCGCCAGCAGCUCCAAGAGCCUGACAAACCAGGAAAACCAGAUACUCCUCAGUGUGUCGACACUGAAGAUUUCGAACACCGUAGCUUAGUGCAUGAGGUAGGCAAGCCACCGCAGGAUGUCACCGAUAAUUCUCCAUCGAGUAAAAGCAAGAAACAGGAUCACUUGGACAUGGAGGUUGGUACCAAAAGAGAACGGGUAUACCGAAUUUUCCGGCCAAAGAGCGAAGAGGCAGAGUGGAGCACAAGCUCGCCCAGGUUUAAUGCCUCUCAACACGGAGAGGAAGAAUAUACGGAUGUUCCCCAACUAAUUACCGUGAAAGAAGUGAAAGAACAACCAAAACAGGAAGACAGUUCUCACCAGGAUAUGGAGCUAACAGUUAAACGUGUCCAUACCUCACAGGCGUCAAAGCUAAGCACGUCCCUGCAUGAUGAGCAGAGACGUUGGGAAAGUCGCCUGAAGCAGGACUUGCUGCCUGACUUUUCAAGGAGCUUGGAUAAAAGGCGUGUCAAUCGAUCAUAUUUGGAAUAUAGAAUUUGGCCCGAUUUAGAGCCUGGUGAGGUGCGCUCUGACUCUGAAGAAGAUAGAGAACACAAACCAAACUCUCCCAUGCCCUCAACCUCAAUGUCCUUCCCUGAACGGCAUCGUGGGGACAGAUUAUCGGAAUCCAAACUGACCGGCUCGCUGGAAAGGAACAAGUUUUGUUCAUUUGCACUUGACCAGACAAUUACGCCAGACACUAAAGCUUUGCUGGAGCGCGCAAAGUCGUUAUCCUCUUCGAGGGAAGAUAACUGGUCUUUUCUGGACAGCGAUUCUCAUUUUGCCAGUUUCAGAAGUAGAAAAGAUACAGAAAAGGUAGAAUCGGCACCACGACCAACUCCUUCAUGGUACAUGAAGAAAAAGAAAAUACGAAGCGAGUCCGAGGAUAAACUAGAUGACCGAAAGGAAGAUCCGAAACCAGAAGAACAAGAGCGACGAGAGCUCUUUGCCUCUCGCUUUCUUCACAGUUCUAUCUUUGAGCAAGACUCGAGACGUCUCCAGCAUCUCGAAAGAAAGCAUGAAGACCCUGAACAUGGCAUGGGCUUUCCAGCGAAUCAACAAGGCCAAACUGAAGGUCAACCUGAUUCUGAACCGGUGGUACUCUUCCACGAUCGCUUUUUAGAGUUGACGAGACUGCAGCAACAGAAGGGAAAAGAGCAAUCUCAGCAAGAAUGCAAGAAAGAGGAAGGCGUUGAUGGCCAAGUCGGUGAUAAAACGCAGGAGGAAGAGCAACGCGGUGCUGUUGAACUGGCUGAAACGAAGCCAGCCGAGAACAAACCGGUCAGCCCUGUACGAACACCUCAGUCGAGCCCUGUGCAAAUCAUGCAACCCCUUCCUGUUUCAGAAACUCAGAAAUCGCCUGUCGUAACAACUAAGGAAACAUCGCCACAGCGGGACGUUUGUCACGGUGAAGCAUCUUCCCUGAAACAACUUGGUUUUUCAGUAAAGGAAGAAAAACAGCCCGAACAGCCGUUAGUCUCCUCCUCGACAAAUUCACUUUCCCAAGAACCCCCUGAUUCAAUUAGAUCUGAAUCCCAGGACUCAAAACCUUUAGUGAAUGAAAUUAAAACGAGUCCUGUUAAAGAGUUGGAACUGACCGACGACCGGGAUGUCGAGCGAUGCCCUGAUAGCGAGACCCAGAUCGCUGACUCUCAGGUGAGCUAUGAACCAAAAUCUGAGCCUCAAACUGAGCUUGAAUUACAGAAUUCUGCCUCUCCUAUGAUGGUCGAUGAAGGAAGAUUGGAGAAACCCGAGCCUGUAGCAAUGGAAGUUGAACCUCCUGCCAAAGAAACGGAGUCCAAAGGUGCAGACAGUCCUCCAGUGGAGGAACCGAUCUCUCCUCCUCCAAGGUCCAGAAACAAGAAAGGCAAGACUUCACCGACAACACCGGUAGCCCCUUUGACCCCAGCAAACGCAUCAGAUAAACAGAGUACUCGCAAAAGUGAACGCAUUGAUAGAGAAAAGCUUAAACGGUCCUCUUCUCCAAGAGCAGACUCCUCUAAAGCAAUUUCGGAUGCCAGGUCAACUGGCAAGUCACCCAUCCAUAGCUCCGAAACUGAACAAAGCGUAGAACAAAACACUCCCCCUGUGAGAGCAAGGCGGAGAAAUGUACGUUCUGUUUAUGCCACCCCAGUAGAAGAUGAAUCUACACCGCAAACUGGCAAGGAUGUGGAGUCCUCACGUGGUGCACGCAAGCGUGGUGUAGACAGAGAUGCAGGGCAACAGCAACCAGAAGCAGACAGCCUCCCUGUACAGCCACCUGCGCGGCGGGGGCGUCCGCCAAAGAAUCGGCGCCAAGGAGAGGAUUUUUCAGCAGGGAAGAGUGAGCGGUCAAAAUUAACUGAGACAAAGGAGUCUGAGAUCAAUGAAAGUGGAAACAAUGAAACCGUCACCAAAGGAGGCAAAGGCAAACAUUCUCCCUGCUUGAACAAAGCUGCAAAUCAAGGUGCUGGGUCUGGUUUGGCAAAAAAGGGAGAAAAAGCUGAUAAAAUGCCUGAGAUCAUGACUCCUGCCGAGAUGGACGUGGAUUCUCGGGACAGCAACGUCCAGCACGAUGGUGGUCCUUCGGUGACAAAUGAGCCAAAGGAGGAGCCGAAGGAUGAGCACAAACCGCAAAGUGAUUCAGAACCAAAACAAGAGACAGACAGAAUUCCUCAAACGGAAAGCAUUACUGGAAGCCAAGAUAAACUCUGCGAGUCUGUUCAGGAGCAGUCACCUUUGGACAAAAGCGUGAGAACAAAAACUACUCGAAUAACUUGUAAUUCAAAGCUAAUGACGGAGGAUAAAUCUCUUGUUCUCAAAAACCUCAGAAUCAGGCUUGAUGUGACUGAGGUGAAGGCGAUGCUGCAAACUGGCGAGGAUGAAUCGAGCCAUGACGAUGGUCCUAAAAAGGUGGUGCCAGGUACAUCGCCCAAAGAGCAAAUAUUGGAUCCUCGAUUUGAGAAAGAGGUCAUGGAGGAGGAUGGUAAUAUUAAAGAGUCUGUAACAGCACCCCCAAAGGUCAAAGAUCCUCAUGAGGCAUUGUUAUCCCACCAGAUGGAGCUCGAACAGGCUGUGGAGAACAUUGCCAAGCUCACAGAAGACCCUGCUGCUCUUCAAUUCAAGAACUCGACUGAGCCCCAAGCCCCUUUAUCUGAACUUGUAGAGGGGCAUGAGGAAGAAAAGCCUGCUAAUCCUGCUAGUGAAACAGAACUUGCUGCCGCUAUUGAUUCUAUCACCUCUGAAGACGCGUCUUGCAGCUUGCCGCAAGACCAGGUCAUCGGCACUGUUGUAGAUCCAGACCCAAACGUUCAACCUCUGGUCCCAGAUGCCAAAGUUGUUGAAGGUAGCAACUCUAUCCCUGUCCAAGAGGAUGCUUCAAACACGGGAACGCCGAGAAAAGGGGCAAAAGGAAGACCAAAAGCCCCGAGGAGAGCCAAAGGCCAAAAGGCUGCUGCGAACAAAAAAGAAGCCAUCAAAGAGGUGGUAGUGGAACCUGAGAAUAUUUCUGUCAAGUCCUCGCAGUCCAUAUCCCCAGUGGCACCAGCAGUCGCAGAGAUUCCACCCGUGGCUGCUGCUGUAAUUGCCCCCUUAUCGAAACAAGAUUGCGAUAUAACCACUAAUAUUGUCCCUGAAGUUCCUAAAGUGAUCGAGAGUGCUCUUAAAGAGCAGCCCGACUUGCCAAAAUCAUCUAGUCCGGCAGCAAGCAAAAGCCCGACGUCGCUCAGGCCUCAGCUUAAUCCUUAUGAAUGUACAUCUCCUUCUCUGUCUCCCACAAGUAUUUGUCUCAAACCUUCACAUCCGAGACUUUCCGUUUCCCCCACAGACCGAUUGAAUCAGUCUAAAGAGAUGGCGGUUGUCUCGCCUUCAGCCACUCCCGCAACGCCGUUAGAGAACCCAACAUUGCUGUCUGAUUCCUUUGCUCGUGAUACUAACACCAGUGAUCUGCGUCAAAUUCUUGCAAAACCGAGAGGUAUUCCGAUCUCGGAGAUCAGUGCUACUUCUGGAAGCAUGCAUACAAGGGAGAGCGAGGUCAAGAGUGCGCUGCAUGAAAACAGGCAAACUUCUGUUCCAGCUCAGCCGGUAGUUCGCCAGCCAUCGUCGUUACCAUCCACAGAGACGAAGCAAGUCUUUAACGAGAAAUCUGUGAUUUCUGUCAUUGCCUCUACUGCCACCUCAGUCAUCAGUCGAGUUUGCAACCCCCCUGAAUCCGAGGAGAAACCCGGUCUUCCGAUGGGAAACCCGUUCAUGGAAAAGCAGCCACCAAAACAGAUGUACCAGACAAGCGUGGAGGAAGGUAGCACUUAUCAUGGCCCUCCUGUCGGAGAGGAGGGUGGGAAUCCAGGUCGCUAUAUCGUGGAGAGCACAUCCUUGAGUACAGGCCCCACUGCUGGGCUCCGGGUAAACACCUCUGAGGGGGUUGUGGUGCUGAGUCACUCGGGACAGAAGAACGAGGGACGACAAAGGAUUAGCGCCAAAAUCAGUCAAAUUCCACCACCGAGCCCAAUGGAUAUUGAAUCUACGCAGCUGGUAACGAUGCCUCAAAUCAAACAGGAACUUUACAGUGGAUCCCAAAGAGAUGCGUCCAAGGGCUCAGUACCUCCAGCGGACCAUGGUCAUACCCUGAAGUUACAAAUGAAUGUUUCUACUAAGCAUGAACCUGGACUGGACAAAUUGGACCCGUACCCUUCGGUGCAAAGCGGGGUUGUGAAAAGAUUACAGCAGACACCAGGCCCCUCACAAGUAAUGGGUUACCAUCACUCAGAAUACACAAUGCUGAUGAAGCAUCCAAAGAAAGGAGAAGGAAGUGAACCUCUUAAUGUGGAAAACGUGAAAUCUCCCUGGGUGUCAACCAUAAGUCCUGCCAUAAGCCCUCAUCUUCCCUCGACAGGUAGCAAUCACGUUGGGUUCAUAUCAGGCACGCCAACGGAUCGAGCUUCUUCACAUGUUCAGACUAAGCAGGAACCCCGCUCGCCACGGAAAUCCAGUCACGCCCAUUCUCCCUUUGCCAAAGUGUCUUCUCCUAUUGGCUCUUCGUCUCCUAAAGGCGUGUCUAUGGUCUUAACGACCGGUUUAUCCGCCAUGUCUCAAUAUGUUCCCAACAUGCACCACACUGAGCAGUCCGUUAUCAUGCCUCCUCAUAGUACACAUGGAAACCUUGGCAGAAUGUCACCUCACCGUGUGGGCCAGGCUAUUUCCAUGGGUCACCUUUCUCAGGGAGAUGUAAGGGUCAACACACCACCACUAUCGGUGAUGAACUAUGGAAUUCACUCUGAAGGCCUCUCUUCAUCUUGGGCGCCUGGUCAGCAGCGCCCCACGUCUCCUCAUGCUGUGGGGAACAGAGAAAUGGUUCUCAAAGUCAACCCAGCCAGUGCAAGGGGUCAUGAAACGAGUGAGGAGGAGGCAGCAAGACGGUUUCAUCAAGUACUUGGAAGGCAAACGGCGACUCAACUCAAACCAGAGUCGUUACCAGCUGAAUACCGCAGCGCGCUUCACAGCGGCCUGCCAAUGGACCGGUUUAACAUGCAAACGAGAGACAUGCGGAUGCUCAUAUACCACCCACAGGGGGAGCGUCCGGCUGCCGAGCUGCACCAGGGGCAUAUAGCAGAGGCUGGCCCUCCCAGCUCAACCCCAACCACCAUUACAGCCUCGCUCUCUCCACGGGCCCACCUCUUGCAGAAAGGUGUGUCUGAUAAGGAUGCCCUAAAGCAGUCUGAAGUAAAGAGGGCCACACCACCCCCUGGGAAAGAUGGAAUGCUAGGAAUACGUGGUGCACUGCCUGCCAUGGCCUCUCCUAAGCGAGUACAGAUGAUCUCCUCGGGGACUGUGCCAUCCUUUUCUGAGUAUUCAACUAUGUACUCCAAUCUGCGCACUGUGCACUUGCAGUUUCCUGAAAGUUCGCCACUGGGGAUCAGCCAACCUCCUCGCAACAUCACUCCAUCACAGGGUGCUCAAGAAUCUGAUCACAACCAGGCUCAGAAUGAAAGUCAAGUUGAACCUGUUGGACACCAGCAAAUCAAUAUGGUUCAGCUGCUCACGAGGUAUCCUAUAGUGUGGCAAGGCUUGCUGGCAUUGAAAAAUGAAACUGCUGCUGUCCAGUUGCAUUUUGUGUGUGGAAACAAGUCUCUUGGUCUGCGCUCGCUUCCUGUGCCAGAGACUGGACCUCCUCUGCGUAUUGUCCAGAGGAUGAGAUUAGAAACACAACAGCUGGAAGGAGUAGCUCGCAGAAUGACUGGUGAGAGCGAAUUCUGCCUUCUGCUCGCUAUGCCUUGUGGUCUAAAUCAGGAAGAUGUCGUGACACAGACACAAGUGCUGAAAUCAGCCUUCAUUAACUACUUGAAGGCCAAACUGGCUGCAGGCAUCAUCAACGUCCCCAAUCCUGGCUCCAAUCAGCCUGCCUACGUGUUGCAGAUCUUCCCUCCGUGCGAGUUUUCAGAGUCUCACCUUUCACGGCUUGCUCCCGACCUCAUCAACCAGAUCUCCAGCAUUUCGCCUCACCUCAUGAUCGUCAUCACCUCAGUGUGAUCCUGUGCGUCUUUAAAAACCUGGACUCGUAUCAGCCUUGAUGUCAUGGAUGCAUUUGUGUUCUCCGACUUGAUGGAGCUCAGGAGAACCUGGCAACGUUUGGAAUUACCCUACAUAUCAGUGUGUGCAGCACCACUCCACAUUAUCUCCCAUUUCACAUUUCUCUGCUGUAUUUGUAUUUAUUUAUUUUAAUUUUUUUUUUUUUUAAACUCAUGGAAAUUCUUUGGGAAAUCAGGAUGCGGGUUUUUUUUUUUUUUGAAUGAUGCAAAGUGAAUGUGUGUGGGUUUUUUUUUUUUCUUCCUCCAGAUGGAGACUAUAACGCCGUUGUAACAGACUAAAUUUUUUUUUUUUUUUUUUUAAUAAUCCUGCACAGUGUUUAUCGGUCAGGAGAAAUAUUGUUGGGACUGUGCAUUUCAGAGGAUCAACUCAUCAGCCUUGCUUUGUCACUCACUUUUGCUAAUCCACGUUAGCGUAGGCUCAAAUGCCGGCUCUUGGAGUUUUGUGGUUUGAGGGACUGUAAAUAUUUUAAAUAUUUGAGGGGGGGAAAAAACUCUGUGAAAAUGGCUUAAACCCCAGGAGAGUUGCCCCUUUUUAUUUUCAACCUUGAACCUAACUCCGAAAAUCUUCAUGGGGUUGAGACGAGUAGAAAACAUCAACGUAAAUGUUUGUUUGUGAUGUAAAUAUUGAAGACUUUGAGCUGGCAGCUCUGGAGGGUUUGUUUUGCGGGCACUUCAAAUUUCUUAAAUAAAAAAAAAAAAAA